GAAUCUCUUUUUCUUUAAUCGCCAAUUCCGUGUAAAUCCAAGAACAGAUUAAAGAUCUCCUCGUGACAGAAGAAGAAUAGAACACAGCGACAUCAGUUUCCGAGCUGUCAUGAGGACUGUCAUUUCUAAUCAGCCAUGUAAUCAACCUUAGAGAAAUAGAAAUAGAUAAAAUAGAUAAAAUAUAGCUUUAAAAUGCCGCAAGUUCCCCACGUUAAUUUCUUCAAUGGCCAAAAAAUCCCUAUAAUUGGCCUAGGAACUUUUCAGGCGAGAGACGACGAAGUGCGUCAGGCAGUCCAACAGGCCCUCGAGUGUGGCUACAGGCAUUUUGACACGGCCACGCUCUACCAGAAUGAGGAGGCCAUUGGAGACGUGCUCAGCAAGUGGAUCUCCGAAGGGAAGGUCGCCAGGGAGGAGCUCUUCAUCACUACAAAGCUUCCAACAAUUGGCAACCGUGCAGAAUACGUGACCAAAUAUCUGACGACUUCAUUGAAGAAAUUGCAGCUGAGCUACGUUGACCUUUAUCUUAUACACUUUCCAGUUGGAUGUAUAGGGAAAGACGAAAAUGACCUGCAACCCAGAGAUUCUGAAGGGAAAGUCGUCCUCGACAUGGACACCGAUCAUGAGAGUCUGUGGAAGGCCAUGGAGGAGCAGGUGGAUGCUGGGAGAGCUAAGUCAAUUGGGAUUUCAAACUUCAACAGUGCACAGGUUGAGAGGAUUAUGAAAUUUUGCCGCAUCCAGCCCGCUAACCACCAGGUGGAAAUUCACGCAUUCCAUCAACAGAAGGAGUUACGAGCUGUUUGCCACAAGCAUAACAUUACUAUGUGUGCUUAUGGGCCGCUUGGUGCUCCUUAUAAGGAAGGAGCCAAACAAAAGCCAGUCUUGAAACACCCCGUGGUAACCUCAAUGGCUGCUCGUCUCGGCAAGACGCCAGCACAGAUCCUCCUGCGCCACUUGAUCCAGUUGAACAUUGUCGUCAUACCCAAGUCCUCGAACCCAGAUCGCCUCAAGCAGAACUUCGAAGUAUUUGACUUCAAAUUGAGCGACGAUGACAUGAGAGAACUGGACAACUUAGACCAAGGGAUAGAUGGAAAGCUCUUCAUCUUCUCUGAUUCCAUGAUUGGUGUUAAAAAGCAUCCAGAAUUCCCAUUCAAUAUUCCAUUUUAGACUCCGAAGCCCAACUUGCAAUUCCAGAUUCGUCUGAGGAUUUUUUCUUCUUCUUCUUUUUCUUCUUCUUCUUUUUCUUGUCCCAAAACGAUGAUGUUGAAAAUAGUUUUGGGUGUAUACUUCAGAACAGAAUUUUGUUGUUAAGGAAAAUGAAACUUUUUCUUCAUACAAAAUAGUAUUGUGUACAAAAUUAUAUUUGUAAUUCUUCUUAUAGUUUUUUUCCUGUACAGAUUGAACAAAAACUGUCUUUUAGGAAUUUGUGAUUUUUAUUUUAAAGAUUACCCUGCAUUAUCUGUGUUUGUCCCUCUUGAUGUUUUUUCUGCCUAAAGAACAUAAAAUAUCUAUGCAUCAUACAAAAAAAAUUAUAAAAUAAAAAAAAGAGAUUAAAGAAAAUAAAGUCUUACAAGAAGUUACUUUCAUUUCUUUUAUGCUUUUACAGUGGCUUGCUAUUUUUGAGCUGAAGAGGCCGUGCUUUAUUUUCCAGAAAUUGUAUAGAAAAAAUAAAUCACUGGAACGACUAAGUAUUUUAUUCUAGGAAUCUAAUUUGAAUAUUAUUAAUCUCUAGUAUUUUUUGUUAUAGCAAUGAAAGUGCCAAUAUGCAGCUUAUUUUUUGUUGUUGUAAUAAUUACUGUAGAUAAGAUUUUUUUUUUCAUAAGAGAGAAAAGAUCCAUUGUUUUGGGUUAUUCCAAUAAACAAAGAAUGUCACUUUUUAAGUUUGUUAAAGUAUUCAAAUUGUAAAAUAUGUUGUAGGACAUAUGAUUAUUUAAGUGUAUUUGUAUUAAUAAGAAAUCAUACCUUUGUGAUACACCUCAAAGUAGAAUAGGCAACAUCAUUACAUGUUGUUUGGAGAUACAGAGAUUUAACUGAUUUGUUUUAAAGGAAAACCAGUUACAAUUUAUAGACUAGUGACUUAUUUCAUUAUCUGGAAAGUAAGUCAAAGUUUAAGCUGUUUGAUUUUGCAGUUAUCACAAUAUUUUUCAAGUGAUUGAAUUUUGAUCAAUCUAAAGAAAUAUACAGCGUCAUUUUGCUUCAUAGUGCUGCAUUGUUUUAAAUGACUGAUGUUAUUGGUUAAAUCCUUUCUCUAAUAAGUAACUAUUGUAUAGCAAAAUGGAGUCAGCUGUUAAUAAUUUACAAACAUGUAAGUAACAAGACAGAGGUUUUCAUCCGACUUGCCUAUUAUUUGCAAUGACAAAAUUGUGAUUUUUCAUUAAAGGCGGGAUUUUUGGCAAA
This is a messenger RNA of Penaeus indicus, 2394 nucleotides long. Its product is annotated as 1,5-anhydro-D-fructose reductase-like. The record is from RefSeq and is a predicted model, not a curated record. The transcript has 9 exons. Gene Ontology annotation, molecular function: oxidoreductase activity. NCBI's taxonomy places the organism in Eukaryota, Metazoa, Arthropoda, Malacostraca, Decapoda, Penaeidae. The coding region runs from base 193 to 1164 and encodes 323 amino acids.